AUGGAAAAAGUAAGAGUUGUAAAAGCUGGUGGAUCUCUUAGAAAGAUUGGUCAAACUCCUACUAAAAGUUCCGAUUUUCCUUUCCAAGCAAGAUCAAGAAUUGAGUUGGCAAAGAAAUUCAAGCAAAUUAAGAAAGAAAAAAUUGAUAAGUUGCAUGAGAGGUUGCAGGAAAAUAAUAUAGAAAGGGUUCAAGAGAUUGUAGAAGAUGUAGAAGAAACACCAAAAAAAAGAACACAUAGAAAAAGAAUUCGAAAGAUUGAUGGCAACCUAGACAAACGCAUUGUUACAAAUAAAAUGGAGAGACCUAAUAUUCUGCAACCAAAAGUAAUGAAAGAUUCUUCACGUAGUGACAAAGAAGUUGUACAAGAAACACCAAACAAAAGAACUCAUGAGAAAGCUAUAAUCAAUGCAUUGCAUGUUCAUGCAAAUAAUAGAGAAAUGGUUCAAAAUUUUGAUGGCAACAUGGACAAGCAAAUUGCACAUGGAGACAGAAUUUGUACAAGAUAUUUUUUUGAUGACAUUGUAUUGAAACUAGGAAUGCUGAAAAAAAGAUCUCCUGAGAAUCUUCCAGAUAAUAAUAAAGAGAAAAUUCAAAAGAUGGAAAAGACACAAAAGUUUGUCUUGCCGAUUGAAGCACGAGAUUGGGUUGAGACUACCGUUAGAGAUGCAUGGAGAAGAUAUAAGUACAAAAUUAAGAAGGAUCAUUUUUUGAAGUAUUCCAUCCUGACCGAGAGUCUUAAACAUCGUCCUCCAAAGGUGCCAGAAUCUCAUUUUAGGAAGCUUUGUGAAUAUUGGAAUUCAAAACCUAUACAACUUGCAAAGGAAAAAAGAGAGCCUACUCAAGCAGAAAUUUUUGUUGAAACUCGGAAAGGAAAUAAAGGAAAAGCAUUGGAUGUAGAAACUGAAAAAGUAAUUGAGCGUCCUGGCAUGGUACGUUGUUAUGGGAGAAACGUAACUAAAACUUCCUUAAAGCAAAAGGAGGAGAUAAAUGCUUUGAAAAAAGCACACAAUGAAGAAGUAUCAGUCUUAGUGGAAAAUUUUGAAGAUAAGAUUGGUAAAUUGCAACAUGCUUUCAAAACUCUAACGCAACAUUGCAAUCCUCAAAUUAAUAUGCAAUCAAUAGAAGAUUUGUUAGGAUUUUCUCAUGGUGAUGCUAAUGGUUCCCCAAUUGAGGCUAUAGUACAAAUGCAUUCCUCUACAUCAACUCAUGCUCCACGUCUUAAAAAGCAAGACAUCAAUGGAGACUGUGAAAAUGAUAAUGAAUUAUUUCAAGAUGACGAUGUAGGUGAUAAAUUUCAAGAUGAUGAAUUUGAAAUGUAG
Molecule: messenger RNA, 1320 nt
Organism: Cicer arietinum (chickpea)
Lineage: Eukaryota; Viridiplantae; Streptophyta; Magnoliopsida; Fabales; Fabaceae
Source: RefSeq, a predicted model, not a curated record